Lactuca saligna is the source of this 1184-nucleotide messenger RNA. NCBI's taxonomy places the organism in Eukaryota, Viridiplantae, Streptophyta, Magnoliopsida, Asterales, Asteraceae. The record is from the annotation of a GenBank genome assembly.
GGAAUUAUCGCAUUUAUAUCCUUGUAAGCUUUCUCUAUCUCAUUCUUCUCAUUCUAAUUUUACCCUGUUUAUUCAUAUAUCCAGAUUUAUAGGAAAAGAGGAACACUUGCAAAGGGGGUUUGCUAGAAUUAUUUAAUAGUGAAAGAGGAACGAUUUCCAAAGGGGUUUCCUAGGAUUAUGAAGGAUCAUUUUAUCUUGCUGGUUGAUCGUUUGCUCACUGAAUCCUCUCUUGAAGCUGUUAUUUCCACGGAUUCAGUAAAUGAAGAAAUGGUUACUGAUGUUUCUUCUCAUAGGAUGGAUCUCACUUUUGAAUCAAAGCCAAAGAAAUUGAUGGAAUGCAGGAUUUGUCAUGAUGACGAUGAAGACUCCAACAUGGAGACACCAUGUGCAUGUCGUGGCAGCUUGAAGUUUGCCCACCGUAGAUGUGUACAACUGUGGUGUAACGAGAAGGGGAACACCACGUGUGAGAUUUGCCUCGAGCCAUUCAAGCCCGAUUAUACAUCACCACCUCCGUCACUUCAUUGUGAUGGAGAUCCAAUGAAUUUCAGGGGCAAUUGGGAGAUUUCACGAAGGGAUCUUUACAAUCUUCAAUUUUCAACCAUGGUUUCUUCCGGUCAUGAAGAACCGGACUUCGAUGACUAUAUUGCCCCUAGUCCCGGAAGCUUGACAUGUUGCCGUGUAAUUGCAAUAAUGUUUAUGACACUUCUCGUGUUACGUCAUACUCUACCGAUUAUUAUCAAUGGUACCGGAGGAUACACGAUUACGAUGUUCACGUUGAUUAUGUUAAGGUGUAUCGGCGUUAUUUUGCCAAUUUAUAUAAUGUUUAGAGCUUUUAUUGUCGUGCAACGUGGCCUCCAACUAGAGGAACAUCGGUUUUUCCACUCGGAUGAAGAGAACGAUCUUCCACAAUCAUCGUCAGAUCUGCGUCUAGUUCAUGUCCAUUGACUUCAUGGCGAUUGUUAUGAUAGAGCUUUGCAUGGUUUUGGGACUCGAUGCAUGGAUAAAGGUUGAGGAUGGGUGAUAUAAAGUAAUUUUUGUAUCAUAUUUACAUUAAGCAUUAAUUCUUGUAAAAAGUUGCUUUGUACAUAAAUAUGAAAUUGUUUGGUAUCAGAAUGAAAUUAACUAUUUCAGUUAAAAUAAAAAUAAAAAAUCGUUCAAAGAAAAAAGUAACGUAUUUGCUGGAU